Eremothecium cymbalariae DBVPG#7215 is the source of this 2544-nucleotide messenger RNA. It is a transcript of the gene PUT3, whose product is annotated as Put3p. Gene Ontology annotation, biological process: regulation of DNA-templated transcription; DNA-templated transcription. Gene Ontology annotation, molecular function: DNA binding; zinc ion binding; DNA-binding transcription factor activity, RNA polymerase II-specific. The coding region runs from base 1 to 2544 and encodes 847 amino acids. The record is from RefSeq and is a predicted model, not a curated record. The transcript has a single exon. Lineage: Eukaryota; Fungi; Ascomycota; Saccharomycetes; Saccharomycetales; Saccharomycetaceae.
AUGGAUAAAUUACCGGGACUGUUUGAAUCUGUUAAAGCGCAUGAUAUUGAGUUCCCUAACAAUCAGUUCGGGUACCGGGAGUUGAUGGAUACUAAGGAGGUUAGGUUGUCAGAGGAUUAUAAGGAGGGUGGUGGGAAUAAGGAGAGGAAGAAAAGGGCGCCUUUAGCUUGUUUGAGGUGCAGGAAGCGACAUGUGAGAUGCCCUGGUGGGAAUCCGUGUUCCAAGUGUGUUUCCGCGAAUAUUGCGUGCGAGUACUUGGAGCCGAGUAAGAAGUUAAUAGUAUCUAUGAAGUACCUGCAGAAGCUGCAGCAUGACUUAGCGAAGUUGAAGAAGGAGAAUGUCAAUUUGCAAGCUCAGUUGAAUGAGAGGAUUUCUCGGCAGGAUGCUUCUUCUAAAGCGGCGCUGGACGGGCUAAAUCAGAGGACAUUGCCCACUGGGGCGGGGGGUGAGGCAGAUAUAAAGUUUCACAAGAAUUCUGUUGCUGGGACGGAAGAUGAAGACGAGAUGGUUCCUAAUUUUGCUGAGAGGAGGGGGAGGUUGGUGGAAUCUCGAACGGGGCAACGGUAUUUUGUUGGAUCAUCGUCAAUGACCUUAUUUGGUAUGGAGAUUCAGUCUUUGAUCCCGGAGUCUUUGAAGCAGAAAAGAAAGGCUAUUGCUAGUCCUGUUUUAAAAGAGGCUAGCAUUGUUUCUGGUCAGACAGGCGCUCCUGCAACGAUUCAGGCGGGUGAUAUUGUAGAUGAGGUUUUACAAGAGGAGGGCAACGCCUACAAGAUCGUAUUGGCGAAGAAUGAGCAUAAUGAAGAUAUGAGUUUUAACUUUACGUUACCUGCAUACUCAUAUGCUAUGCUUUUAGUGGAUACAUUUGUCAAUUAUAAUGAUGGUUGUUUUUACUUCUUCAAUGAAGGGAUUGUGAAGGAAAAUUUACGACUCUCCUAUGAGGGGAUUGCUUGUUUUGAGGAUCACACACUACAGACAAUAUGGCUUUGUAAAGUUUUGUUGAUAUUCGCCACUGGAGAAAUGUACUUAGGAUGCGCUGAUAGUUGCAGUGAUACGAACUCCCCUAGUGAGAAUCCGUUAUUGCCAGGAUCGGGUUUCUUUGAGCAGGCAUCUCAAAUAUUUGGUUUCCUAUUUUCAAAUGGGCGAAUUGAAAACGUUACCAACGAAGGGGGGAUAGAGUUGAUGUUAUUAUAUGCAUUUUAUCUACAAGUUGCUGACUGCACAGUCGCUUCUUAUUUUUAUUUUGGACAAGCUCUAAGAGCAAGUUUGAUAUUAGGAUGGCAUGUCGAUGCUCAAAGAGACGUAUUAACACGUUUUGAUUUGGAACAUCGUAGAAGAUUAUGGUGGACUGUUUAUAUGUUUGAAAGAAUGUUAAGUAGCAAGGCAGGUUUACCUUUAAGUUUUUCAGAUGACACAAUUGCAACGGAAUUACCUGACGACUUUGAUAUGUCCAAUCCACCUAAGGGUUGUGAGCACUACAUUUUUCCCGAAGCUGAAUAUAUCACAAAUUGUGUCAGAAUUACGCAAUUGAAUGCACAAAUUUUAAAAAAGUUAUACCAAAAGCAACCGGAUUCGAACAUUUUGCCCAUAUUGAAGGACAUUGUUAUGCAAUUGCUAGAGUGGAGGACAAGUCUAUCAGAUUUCCUGCAGGUUGAUUUCACUCAAAAGGACCUGAAAAUAUCUCGGUUAUGUACCAAUAUGUUUACUGAGUAUUUCCAAGGGUUGAAUUUGGCUAUAAGGCCUUUAUUAUUCCAUUUCGCCUCCAAACAACUGGCAAGUUUUGAGACUUCUAAUACCUACAUAAACUUACUGAACUAUUCAAAAACAAUCUCAUCUCUUUUGAAUUGUUCUCUGCAAGCGUCAAUCAACUCAAUAAGAUCUUUAUGGGCAAUGAUGUCCCAAAAUAUGGUUGCAAUUUUUGGUUAUAUGGAGAGAGAGUACCUUUUUACAUCAGCAUGUACUCUUGUAUUAUUCAACGCAGCCUUUGGUAUACAUGAGCAAACUUAUCAACAUCUAGAUCAUGCUUUAAAGAUAUUUAGUAAAAUGAGAAAUUCAGGGAAUCAUCCUGCUGGCCUUCGUAGGGCGCAAUUGUUAAGACUAAUGAGUGAUCUAGAUUUCCACGAUGUUAUGAAAGAUCUGAUAGCAAAACAUGCUGAUACUGUGAAACCAGAUCCUCAGUGUAAUGAUGAGGAUUCUGAGAAAAAAAUUAAUGUAGUUCGACAACUACAUGCACUUUCUCCAACUGGGAGCGUCAACAGUGGUUCUGGUAUAUCAUGUGAUUCGGUGGCACCAGAUUUAACUGACCUUUCAAAAAACGAGGCCCAAACUAUCGAGAAAAAUGUUAGCAGGUUAGACUUGCAGACCCUUGACAUGCAUAAUGACUUACAAGAAAUGUUGGAUAAUCUGAAUGAAAUUGGCAAAUGUGAUGAUCAGUUAUGGAAAGAAAUUACGGAUCAGGCUAUGUGGUUGGGAAAUGCAAUGGAUCCAGCAUGCGCUUUGGGGAACGAAUCAGACUUUUAUAAAUCAAAUCCCCUUAAUUUUAAAUGA